Hypomesus transpacificus is the source of this 1157-nucleotide messenger RNA. Its product is annotated as protein PML-like. The transcript has 3 exons. The record is from RefSeq and is a predicted model, not a curated record. Gene Ontology annotation, molecular function: 3'-5'-DNA exonuclease activity; nucleic acid binding. Lineage: Eukaryota; Metazoa; Chordata; Actinopteri; Osmeriformes; Osmeridae. Gene Ontology annotation, cellular component: cytoplasm. Gene Ontology annotation, biological process: DNA catabolic process. Bases 204 to 851 code for a protein of 215 amino acids.
AACCCCACUUUCUGGAACACCCCCCCUGUUUACCGAAUGACAAAACGCAUGUUAUUUUCGGUUUUGUUUUAAACAAAACCAAAGUUAACGUUUGUUGGCCUACGUUAUUUACCAACCAAUCGCAACGAUGUGGAGUCUAUGGUUCUGAGUCAUAACGACAUAAUACUUGUUUCAUUUAAUAAUAGGUCAGUCUUGACGUCGUCAUGCAUUCGGCUAGUGGACUAAUUUCCGGGGAUCAUACAAUUGUAUUCUUUGAUUUGGAGACUACUGGAUUAGACACAGCAGCAUGUGACAUCGCUCAGCUGUCUGCCAUCAGUGGAGGGAGAAGCUUCAACGUGUACACUCUCCCUCGCUGCAGCUUCUCAGAUGGAGCGUCCAGAGUCACUGGGCUCACUGUCCUCGACCACACCCUGCUUCUCCAUGGCCGACCAGUGCACACGCUGCCCCUCAGAGAGGCCCUCUCCUCCUUCAUCACCUUCCUACGGUCCUUCCAUCGACCCCUGCUGACAGCCCACAACGCCAAACGCUUUGACUGCCCCAUCUUAGCCAGGGCUCUGGAAGAAUGCGGCCUGAGGCAGGAGUUCCUUCAGGUGGAAUCUGGUUUCCUGGAUACCUUACAGAUGAGCAGGGAGCUGGCUCCCGGGCUGGUCAGGUACUCGCAGGUCUUCCUGGUUCAGGUUUUUCUCGGUAAGUCCUACGACGCCCAUAAUGCAAUAGAGGAUGUCAAAGCCCUGCAGGAGUUGUUUCACACCUGGAGACCCAGUGAAGAGAUGGUGCUCAGGUUCAAGUUCCCCCAGCAGAAGAUGUUACAUACUCCUAAUAGUGAGACCCUGACAGGGGCGCAGGUUUGAUUUUAAAUGUGGGUAGGACAGCCUUUUGGAUGCGGUCAUUAAAUGUAAUGUUGUAUGCAGUGUCUAUAAUGAAACCUAGAACCCUGGUCCUUGACUCGUGAAUUUGGUUAGACUACAGGAGGUCAAAGUGAAACAGACCAAAUGCUUUUGGUCUGUUGUCAAACAAGGGCUAACUAGUUUUCAAAAUUGUAUAUCGUUUUGUAUUAGAUAUUUUCACAUUUUUAACAGGAUUUGUAACACAAUUUGGUCAUGACACAUUGCUGUUCAAUCAUGUUGGCAUAUACAAAUGUACUUAAAUAAAAAACA